This is a messenger RNA of Molossus molossus (Pallas's mastiff bat), 2779 nucleotides long. RefSeq names its product mex-3 RNA binding family member B (gene MEX3B). NCBI's taxonomy places the organism in Eukaryota, Metazoa, Chordata, Mammalia, Chiroptera, Molossidae. Gene Ontology annotation, molecular function: RNA binding. Bases 417 to 2135 code for a protein of 572 amino acids. The record is from RefSeq and is a predicted model, not a curated record. The transcript is spliced from 2 exons.
UCAAGAGGCGGGGAGCAGAGAAGGAAAAAGCGCUGAGUGAGGGCGGGCGGGAGGGAGUGGAGGAGCCGGGGAGGGGCUCCUUAAAGAAACGCUGCUGUCGCUCGCCUGCUCGCUUCUCUCUCGGCAUUGUGGCCGGCCAGCCGGGCACUCGGGGGGCACGCGCGGCUGCCACUCGAACUCAGCCCCCACCCCACCCGCCAGCAGACCUGGGGUGGGGACCCAGGCGGGGGCUCCCGCAGCCACUGCCCGGCGCGGACCGCACGGAGCGACCCACUCCUUCCGGCGCAGAGAAAGGAGCCACGGAACCCUCUGCAGCCAGCCGGCCUCCCCACCCCGACCGCUCGCUUCCCGGCUGCCUUUGUGGCCAGAUCUUCUGAGCCGAGGGCCGGCGGGGGCGCGGCGCGCACGGCCGAGCGAUGCCCAGCUCGCUGUUUGCAGACCUGGAGCGCAACGGCAGCGGAGGGGGAGGCGGCGGCGGGGGAGGCGGCGGCGGCGGCGGCGGGGGAGAGACCCUGGAUGACCAAAGAGCCCUGCAGCUCGCUUUGGACCAGCUCUCCCUCCUGGGGCUGGACAGUGACGAGGGCGCCUCUCUGUACGACAGCGAGCCGCGCAAGAAGAGCGUGAACAUGACCGAGUGCGUGCCGGUGCCGAGUUCGGAGCAUGUCGCCGAGAUCGUGGGGCGACAAGGUUGUAAAAUCAAAGCGCUGCGGGCGAAGACCAACACUUACAUCAAGACCCCGGUUCGCGGGGAGGAGCCUGUCUUUGUUGUGACUGGCAGGAAGGAGGAUGUGGCCAUGGCUCGGAGAGAGAUUAUCUCUGCGGCGGAGCACUUCUCCAUGAUCCGCGCCUCGCGGAAUAAGAACACGGCGCUCAACGGCGCGGUGCCGGGGCCACCCAACCUGCCGGGGCAGACCACCAUCCAGGUGCGGGUACCCUACCGCGUGGUGGGCCUGGUGGUGGGGCCCAAGGGCGCCACGAUCAAGCGCAUCCAGCAGCAGACGCACACGUACAUCGUGACGCCCAGCCGCGACAAGGAACCUGUGUUCGAGGUGACCGGCAUGCCCGAGAACGUGGACCGCGCUCGCGAAGAGAUCGAGGCGCACAUAGCCCUGCGCACUGGAGGCAUCAUUGAGCUCACGGACGAGAACGACUUCCACGCCAACGGCACGGAUGUGGGCUUCGAUCUGCACGGCGGGUCCGGCGGGUCCGGCCCAGGCAGCCUGUGGAGCAAGCCCACCCCCAGCAUCACGCCCACCCCCGGCCGCAAGCCUUUCUCCAGCUACCGCAACGACAGCUCCAGCUCUCUCGGCAGCGCCUCCACAGACUCUUACUUCGGCGGGGGUACGGGGGGCAGCGCGGCCGCCACCCCGCGCUUGGCGGACUACAGCCCUCCUAGCCCUGCGCUCAGCUUUGCCCACAACGGGAACAACAACAAUGGCAAUGGAUACACCUACACUGCAGGGGAGGCUUCCGUGCCUUCCCCCGAUGGCUGUCCGGAGCUCCAACCCACCUUCGACCCGGCUCCCGCCCCCCCGCCUGGGGCGCCCCUUCUCUGGGCCCAGUUCGAGCGGUCCCCUGGAGGCGGACCUGCAGCUCCCGUCUCUUCUUCAUGCUCUUCCUCUGCGUCUUCAUCAGCUUCCUCGUCUUCAGUGGUCUUUCCCGGGAGCGGCGCCAGCGCGCCCUCCAACGCCAACCUGGGGCUGCUGGUGCACCGCCGGCUGCACCCGGGCGCCAGCUGCCCACGCUUGUCCCCGCCCUUGCACAUGGCCCCGGGGGCGGGCGAGCACCACCUGGCUCGCCGGGUGCGCAGCGACCCGGGCGGAGGGGGCCUGGCCUACGCGGCCUAUGCCAACGGGCUAGGGGCGCAGCUGCCGGGCCUGCAGCCUUCCGACACGUCCGGCUCCUCGUCGUCCUCCAGCUCCUCCUCCAGCUCCUCCUCCUCCUCCUCCGGGUUGCGGCGCAAGGGCAGCCGCGACUGCUCCGUGUGCUUCGAGAGCGAGGUGAUCGCCGCUCUGGUGCCCUGCGGCCACAACCUCUUCUGCAUGGAGUGCGCCAACCGCAUCUGCGAGAAGAGCGAGCCCGAGUGCCCAGUCUGCCACACCGCGGUCACUCAGGCCAUCCGCAUCUUUUCCUGAGGGCAGUGCGCUUGCGCGCCCCGCGCCGGGGCGGGGAGGACCCUCCUCUCCAUCCUCGCUCCCCGCGCGCGCGCGCCCGCCCGCCUCCCCGGUGCCCGACCUUCUCCUCCCCGCCCCGCUCGCACUCUGCGAUCCGAGAGGAGCUUGGAAAGCUGCAGUAUCCACUCCGUGUCACCUUUUAAGUGUUCAGCCAAGGAACUUGCCGGGAUGUCUGCAUCGAGAGUACUGUAGCCUGGGAAACCUGCGCACCACCUGCAAUGCAUGCUUUAUAAAUAAUAGGAACGGCGACCUUCUAGUAACGAUAGUUUUUACACUGUACUUAAUAGGAAGCUUCCGAGAGAAGACAACCCCACGAGUGUUCCAUUUUCUUAAACAGUAGGAGAGCAGUGAACAGUAAUUAUUAUGGAGAUGAUAAGAAUAGUGCUAUGGGAUGUGUAGACUUGUCUUAGUGUGUACCCCUGUGUGGCUGGGUUCCGACGACGCUUGCUCUAGGACACAGCGGACCCUUUCUGAAUGUCCGCGGGAGGGCCCGACGUUCCUGUGAAGGAUACUGCAGCUUUAUUAAAGUUAAAGAAACUGUAACAUAUCUCUUAUAUAUGAAAAAAAAAAAACACACGAAACGUUUAAAAGUUUUAAAGAGAAAU